Messenger RNA from Diospyros lotus (date-plum), 1723 nucleotides. Its product is annotated as rho GDP-dissociation inhibitor 1-like. Gene Ontology annotation, cellular component: cytoplasm; membrane; cytosol. Gene Ontology annotation, molecular function: Rho GDP-dissociation inhibitor activity; protein binding. Gene Ontology annotation, biological process: Rho protein signal transduction. Lineage: Eukaryota; Viridiplantae; Streptophyta; Magnoliopsida; Ericales; Ebenaceae. The record is from RefSeq and is a predicted model, not a curated record.
UUUAUCACCAUCACGUCAUGUAUCAGACCGUUCUUCACGUUCUUCUUCUUCUUCUUCAAUCCCAAAAACGAAGAGUCACAGAAAUCCUCUGAGUCCGGCCUUUCUUCUCUCAAGAAGAAGAAGAAUUCCCAAACUUCAAGACUCUCCCAAACCCAAACGUUAAGACUCUGCCAAACCCAAACUUCAAGACACGCACACACACACUCUCUCUCUCUCUCUCUCUCUCUCUCAUUAAAAAAAAAAAAAAAAAAAAAAAAACUUCCAUUAAUGGUCGUCACGUUCUCUCCCCAUUUCUCAUCCACUUGUGAGUCUUGGAUUUGAGAUUAUUCAACAACCCUCUUCAAGAAAGUGGCCCUCUUGUCUUCCGCUUUUUCUUGGUGGGAGUCGUGGGACCUGUCCUCUUUUUCUUUCUGUUCUUGCUUUUGUUGGGUUCACUUUGUUGGAUUUUCUUGGGCAUAGACAACUCUUGCCUUUCUGGGAUUCCACCACUUUCCAAUCUUUUCACAAAAACAAGAAAAAAAAAAAAGAAAAAGAAAAAAUCUGGUUCUUCCGUUGAUUUUGGUUCGCGGGUUUCUCUCCCUCUCUGGGGUUCAAGAUUUCAAAGGUUUCCGGGUUACUGUUUGACGAAUUGAUGUCUUUGGCGGUUGGAGCUGUUUCUAGUUCCAAAAACAUGGCUUUGGAUGAAAACAAAGAGGGUUCUACCGGACUGCAGAGCAAUGCACAAGAGAUUACUGAUGAAAGCCUCAAGAGAAGCGUGAGCGAGAACUCCUUAUGUACAACUGAAGAGGAGGAGGAAGAAGAAGAAGAUGAAGGCCAAGAGAUUCAGCCUGGCCCUCAGUUCUCUCUCAAAGAACAGCUUGAGAAGGACAAGGAGGAUGAGAGCCUGAGGAGGUGGAAGGAACAGCUUCUUGGGAGUGUGGAUAUGGAAAGUGUUGGAGAAACACUGGAACCGGAUGAGAUCCUCAGUCUCUCAAUUCUAUCUCCUGAUAGACCUGAGAUUGUUCUUCCUAUUCCGGAAGAUGGAAAACCCAAAGGGUCGUGGUUUACAUUGAAAGAAGGUAGUCGCUACAGAUUGAAAUUUUCUUUCAGAGUCGGGAAUAACAUUGUUUCGGGUCUAAAAUACCGAAACACUGUUUGGAAAACCAGCAUGAAAGUGGACAGCUCAAAAGAGAUGCUUGGAACUUUUAGCCCUCAGGAAGAGCCUUACACACAUGUUAUACCUGAAGAGAUCACCCCUUCUGGCUUUUUUGCCAGAGGUUCAUAUACAGCAAGAACAAAGUUCGUCGACGAUGACAACAAAUGCCACUUGGAGAUCAACUACACGUUUGACAUCAAGAAGGAUUGGGCCACCCCUUGAAAACACACAUCUUGUGUCCAGUACUCGCAUCUAUCUUCAUCCAGUUAUGUCCUUGUAACACAAUGACUUCAGUCUGCCUCCGUCGCACAGAUUAAUUAUCAAAUUCCACUACAUUCUUAACCGAUCCAUGCCAGCAUAAUGCUAGUGUAGAGAUAUCCUAGAGAUUCAGUUUUAGACACUCUUCAUCCUGUACUAAGUUCCCCUUCUGCUACUAGCUCGAGCUCGAUUCUAUCGUGUAAUUCUUGUCAGUUCUCUCAAAUUCGUCUUGUCAGGUUAAACUCUGUAACCAAUCUUUUUAACCAUUAGUAGAGUAGAUAUGUUGGGAGUUUCAGAGCAAUGCAGUUGAGCAUCUGAUUUGUUUGAUCA